AUGUGGGCCUUUUUAAACUCCAGCUUGUUCUUACCCAUAUUGCUGUAUUACCACUUUCCAUGUUCUGUGUCCUCCCUUUAUUCCUCCUCGUGUCAGUUACAGGGACAGUUUCAUCUAAAUGAGCUGCACAAAGCUGGAGAUGUGAUUCUGGGUGGGCUGUUUCAGAUCCACUUCUUUUCUAUCUUUCCUGACUUGUCUUUUACCUCAGAGCCACAACAGCCUACCUGCCACGGUUUUGAUGUUCUAGGAUUAAGGCAGGCCCAGGCCAUGGCUUUUGCUAUUGAUGAAAUCAACAAAAACCCCAACCUGCUACCUAAUGUGACUCUGGGAUACAGUCUGUAUGAUAACUGCCUCAAUCUAGGAAUCGGAUUUCGUGCAGCAUUGUCAUUAGCCAGUAGUCAAGAGGAGCAAGUUAAAUUAAAUGAGACCUGUGUAGGAAUCCCUCCAGUCAUAGGGAUUGUGGGUGAUUCUUCAUCUUCAAGUUCUAUUGCCAUUUCCACUGUUCUAGGUUUGUACAGAGUACCUAUGGUGAGUUAUUUUGCCACAUGUUCCUGCCUGAGUGACCGGCAAAAGUUUCCAUCCUUCUUUAGGACAAUUCCAAGUGAUGCUUUCCAGGUGCGUGCUGUGAUUCAGAUUCUGAAACACUUCAGCUGGACUUGGGCAGGUCUACUGAUCAGUGAUGAUGACUAUGGACUAUAUGCUGCCCGAUCCUUCCAGUCUGACUUGGCUCAGUCUGGUGGAGGUUGUCUGGCCUACUUAGAGGUUUUACCCUGGAGCAAGGACACAGCUGAACUAAGGAGGAUUGUGAAAGUAAUGAAGAAAUCCACAGCUCGUGUGGUCAUUGUGUUCGCACACGAGAGUCACAUGAUUGACCUCAUGGAAGAGGUGGUGAGGCAGAAUGUGACCGGCCUGCAGUGGAUAGCCAGUGAAGCAUGGACAUCAGCUACUGUGCUGCAGACCCCUGACCUCAUGCCAUACCUGGGUGGCACACUGGGCAUUGCCAUUCGUCAAGGAGAAAUACCAGGGUUCAGGGAUUUCCUGUUACAAAUACGCCAUGAACUACACCUGAACACCAACAAUGUGUAUUAUAGACUGGUGUAUUAUUUGGAAAAAGUCAACUUCACCACAUCAUUUGGAGAUCAAGUGUCAUUUGAUGAGAAUGGUGAUGUAUUACCAGUAUAUGACAUCACGAACUGGAUGUGGCUCCCUGAUGGAAGAACUCAGGUUCAGAGUGUGGGUGAGGUGAAGAAGUCACCUCUCAAAGGUGAAGAACUCACACUUGAUGAGGAUAAAAUCUUCUGGAACUUUGAGUCCAAAAAGCCACCCCGGUCAGUGUGUAGCGAGAGCUGUCCACCAGGUACCCGCAUGGCAAGAAAGAAGGGGGAACCUGUGUGCUGCUUUGACUGCAUCCCUUGUUCUGAGGGAAAAAUCAGCAAUUGUCCAGAGGACUUCUGGUCCAGCCCCCAGCGGGACCACUGUGUUCCUAUGGAAACAGAGUUCCUCUCCUACCAUGAGCCUCUGGGUAUUUGCUUGGCAGCUACAUCACUGCUGGGCACAUUUUUCUGUGCUGUUGUCCUAGGGAUUUUUAUCUAUCAUCAGCAAACACCUAUAGUACGUGCCAACAAUUCAGAACUUAGUUUUCAGCUAUUGCUGUCACUUAAAUUAUGUUUCCUUUGUUCAUUGCUGUUUAUUGGACGUCCCACACUGUGGACAUGCCAACUGAGACAUGUAGCAUUUGGCAUCAGUUUUGUGCUUUGCAUCUCAAGUAUCUUGGUCAAAACCAUGGUGGUUCUGGCUGUGUUCCAGGCUUCUAAACCAGGAGGUGGAGCCAGUCUGAAGUGGGUUGGUGCUGUGCAACAGAGAUGGACAGUUCUGGUUCUUACAUGUGUUCAAGCUGCAAUCUGCACUGCUUGGCUUGUCUCUGUUUCACCAGCUCCAUAUAAAAACACUCAAUACUACAAUGACAAGAUAGUUUAUGAGUGUGUAGUUGGGUCCACAAUUGGUUUUGCAGUGUUACUGGCCUAUAUUGGCUUUCUUGCUCUCCUCAGUUUUCUGUUAGCAUUUCUAGCAAGAAACCUUCCAGACAGCUUCAAUGAGGCUAAACACAUCACUUUCAGCAUGUUGAUCUUCGGUGCUGUAUGGGUGGCAUUUGUCCCUGCCUAUGUAAGCUCUCCAGGGAAAUAUGCAGAUGCAGUGGAGGUAUUUGCCAUCCUGGCCUCGAGUUUUGGCCUCUUGGUGGCACUGUUUGGACCCAAAUGUUACAUAAUCCUGGUAAGGCCAGACAGAAACACAAAGAAAGCAAUCUUGGGUCGGGGCAUAAACUCAUAA
Messenger RNA from Monopterus albus (swamp eel), 2328 nucleotides. RefSeq names its product extracellular calcium-sensing receptor-like. The record is from RefSeq and is a predicted model, not a curated record. Gene Ontology annotation, biological process: G protein-coupled receptor signaling pathway. The coding region runs from base 1 to 2328 and encodes 775 amino acids. Gene Ontology annotation, cellular component: plasma membrane. Gene Ontology annotation, molecular function: G protein-coupled receptor activity. The transcript has 9 exons. NCBI's taxonomy places the organism in Eukaryota, Metazoa, Chordata, Actinopteri, Synbranchiformes, Synbranchidae.